AUGACCGACUCAGGAGCAACUCGCGGACGCCAAGGAGCAGUCGAAGACCUGAACGAAUCUAUACUCAGCUUCAAUAGAGUGUAUCUUCGAAAUUGCAGAAAUACAGCAAUGAGACAUCCAUUCCCACACGAGACACACGACUGCUUCCUCGAGCUACUCUACCAGACUCGCACCAACGGUGUGAGCCUCGAUGAACUCAUCACCAGCCCGGAAGACUUUGACGGCAGUGGCGUGUUGCUCAAAAAAAUCGCAUGGCUUUGUGUGGAUGAUGAUGGUCUUUUCGAUGAGAGCGUAUCUUAUGAUCUUGUGGUCGAGACUACUGAGGAUGUUAGACGCCGUGGUGAUGGCAUGCUCGUUUCAGUGCCUUCGGGAAUGGAAUCGGAGUCUGAAGACGAUAUGGAUUCUGCAUAUGACUCUGAUGCAGAGGAUAUCAUGGAUACAGACGAUGAAUCCACCUGUACGGACGAUCCCACGGAAGACCGUUCUGGCUCAGAGGAUACCCUAACUCCAGACCGAGAUUCAACUAUGGAGAUACAACCGGUCAAUUUUAACUAA
Plenodomus lingam JN3 is the source of this 555-nucleotide messenger RNA. RefSeq lists its product as uncharacterized. Lineage: Eukaryota; Fungi; Ascomycota; Dothideomycetes; Pleosporales; Leptosphaeriaceae. The record is from RefSeq and is a predicted model, not a curated record.